UUUUGUCUAGCUCAAAACCUUGAAAUUUAUCACAACAACACACAAACACAAAAUCUGUUUUUGCUUGCAAGUCAAAGAAAACAACCGUACACUAUACACUAUACACACAAAUACACAAACAAAAGUACCCUCAAAUACCCAUCCAAACCUUCUUCUUUCCUUUUUUACAAAACAUCCAAAAAAACAUCUCAAGUUUUUCAACUAGAUCUUGUUUUUCUCUUGUGACUUAGCUUCAACAAGGUUUCUUUUUAUUAUUUAUUUUUGUUUUUGUGCCUAAGCUGGUUUAUAGUGUUGGAUAAGAAAGAUGGCGAAUCGGUGGUGGGAUGGAAGAACCACGGAGGCAAACCCGAACCCGGUUGAAGGAGAGAACCAAACCGGUUCGAACCGGGUCGUGUUACGAAGAGAGCAAGAGUUCAUGGAAAGCAACACCAACAACAGUAACAGUAACGUUACUCCAACGAUGAGUAACAACAGCACCGUCAACGUUAACGGCGAAGACGAAAACAACAAUGACCGUGACGGCGACGACCAGAACACCGGAAGCGGACGCCGUCCACGCGGCCGACCUCCAGGUUCGAAGAACAAACCGAAACCGCCGGUGGUGAUAACGAAAGAAACACCAAACGCUCUUCGUAGCCACAUCUUGGAAAUCGCCAGUGGAAGCGAUGUUGCUGAGAGUAUUUCCACUUUUGCCAACCGUCGUCACCGCGGUGUUUCGGUUCUCAGCGGCACCGGCGUUGUUACCAAUGUGACUCUCCGGCAACCGACAGCUCCGGGAGGUAUCAUUGCUCUUCAGGGGAGGUUUGACAUUCUGUCACUCUCCGGAGCUUUUUUGCCUCCGCCGUCUCCACCGGAGGCGACCGGGCUGACGGUCUAUCUCGCGGGAGUGCAAGGGCAGGUUGUGGGAGGAUUGGUGGUCGGAGCGCUGGUUGCGUCAGGACCAGUGAUGGUUGUUGCUGCUACUUUUGCUAAUGCUACUUAUGAGAGGCUACCAUUGGAAGAUGACCAAGGAGAAGAGGAAAACAUGGGACAAGAGGUUAAUAAUACUCGCAAUAUUAUUAACAACAAUGAUGGUGGUGGUGCUUCUGGUUCUUUGUCUGUUACUGGUUCUGCAAGUGGAAGUGGUGCAACAACAUCUCAUGGAUUAGGCGAAUUCAAUAUGAAUCCGAAUUUGAUGAAUGGUGGUGGACACAAUGUGGGACACGGACACGGACAUGAUAUGUUCUGGCGUCCGCCUCCACCACCUUAUUAAAUUUGGGAAUUAUGAUUACUACAUUACACUGAUACUUGUGUUGCUUUCAUGUGAUCAAGUUUGGAGUGUUUUGUUGUAAUAUGUUCUUGUUCUAGCUACCUAGCAAGCCAGUUUAGGGUGUUUUUAUUUGAUUUGGUUUCGUUUUCGGUUUUAGUUUUACUACUACAAAGACUCCUUCCUAAAUUCCCAUAAUUUUGACUUAAACUUUGUAGUAGUUUUUCAAUGUUUAUCUGGGAAUUUUAUAUGUUCAUUACAGUUAAUAAUAAUAAAUGGAUUUUGUUUGGGAA
Messenger RNA from Lathyrus oleraceus (garden pea), 1539 nucleotides. RefSeq names its product AT-hook motif nuclear-localized protein 20. Gene Ontology annotation, molecular function: minor groove of adenine-thymine-rich DNA binding; DNA-binding transcription factor activity. The transcript is spliced from 2 exons. Gene Ontology annotation, cellular component: nucleus. Lineage: Eukaryota; Viridiplantae; Streptophyta; Magnoliopsida; Fabales; Fabaceae. The record is from RefSeq and is a predicted model, not a curated record. The coding region runs from base 305 to 1252 and encodes 315 amino acids.